AUGUCAGACCCGAAAGAAUUGAAGAUUGCCAUCAUUGGCGCCGGCAUGGGCGGCUUGGGCUGCGCGCUCGCGUUGGCCAAAAAGGGCUUUAACCACAUUGACGUCUACGAGACGGCCUCCAACCUCGGUUUCGUUGGCGCCGGGAUUCAGAUGCCACCAAACGUUGUCCGGGUCCUCGACCGCCUCGGCUGCUGGCCCGACAUCGAGAAGACGUGUACAGACGUCAAGGGCUCAAGCAUUAGACAGGGAUCGACAAAUGUCGAGCUCGCGCACGUUGACAUGCCCAACAUUCGUGAGCUGUACGGGUACCCGCACUGCAACGACCACCGCUCCUCGCUCGCCGGCGGCCUGUACGGCGCAUGCAAGAAGGAGCCCGCCGUCACGUUCCACUUCGCGACGGCGCUGGCGUCCAUCGACUCGUUCGCGCCCAAGCCCAGCUUCACUGUGCAGCCGCGCGACGGCGAGGCCCGCUCCGUCGAGGCCGACGUCCUCCUCGCCUGCGACGGCAUCAAGAGCAUCGUCCGCAGCUCGCUCCUAGACUCCAUCGGCGCCGUCGGUGGCGAGGAGGAGACCGGCCAGGCCGCCUACCGCAUCAUGCUCACCCGCGAGCAGAUGGCCGGCGACCCGGAGCUCCUCGCGCUCCUCGACUCGGACGAGGUCGUCCGCUGGAUCGGCGAGAAGCGCCACAUCAUCGCGUACCCCGUCUCCUCGCACACCAUCUACAACCUCUCGACCACGCAGCCCGACUCCAACUUCGCCGCCGCCACCAACGCGACCUACACCACCAGGGGCUCCAAAAAGGUCAUGCUCGACGUCUUCCACGACUUCUGCCCGCUGGUCCACCGCAUGCUCAACCUCGUCCCGGACGGCGAGGUCUGCGAGUGGCGCCUGCGCAUGCACAAGCCGCUGCCCGCCUGGGUGCACACCGACGGGCCCGUCGCCCUCCUCGGCGACGCCUGCCACCCGACGCUCCCUCACCUCAGCCAGGGCGCCGCCAUGGCCAUCGAGGACGGCUCCGUCGUCGCCGAGGUGCUCGCCCGCGCGCCCGAUACCAAACCCGCGACCCUCCGCCGCUGCCUCAAGGCCUACGAGCUCUCGCGCCGCGACUGGACCUCCCAGCUCGUCAACAUGGCCUUCCUGUCGGGCAAGCAGCUGCACCUCGGCGAGGGCAAGGCCAAGGAGGAGCGCGACCGCAUGUUCGCCGAGCACAAGUCGGCCGGCGCUGUGCCGGAUAAGUGGGCCUCGCCCGACGUGCAGCGCAUGAUUUACACAAACGACUGUGUGGCCAACAUCCAACGAGACUUUGACGAGCUGUACAAGAGCGCGGCAUAA
Molecule: messenger RNA, 1332 nt
Organism: Colletotrichum spaethianum
Lineage: Eukaryota; Fungi; Ascomycota; Sordariomycetes; Glomerellales; Glomerellaceae
Product: FAD-dependent monooxygenase OpS4
Exons: 3
Coding region: 1-1332 (443 amino acids)
Biological process (GO): secondary metabolite biosynthetic process
Molecular function (GO): FAD binding; monooxygenase activity
Source: RefSeq, a predicted model, not a curated record